AUGGCGAGAACUUCUCCGAACAUUAUUGUAACCGGCACGCCGGGCGUUGGCAAGACGACACACUGCGAAGAACUUGCAAGACGGACGGGCCUGAAACAUCUUGCGAUCAAUCAAAUUGUCAAGGACAAAGAAUGCCAGGAUGGCUGGGACGAUGAACGGUCAUGUGCCAUUGUCGAUGAGGACAAGUUACUUGAUGCACUCGAGGAUGAGGUGCCUGGCGGCGGUUUCAUUCUCGACUGGCACGCCUGCGAUCUUUUCCCUGAGAGUUGGAUUGACCUAGUGGUUGUUCUCCGCGUCGACUCCAGCACGCUUUACGACCGCCUCAAAGCAAGGAAUUAUGCGGAGGCCAAACUGCAAGAGAACCUAGACUCGGAGAUUAUGGAGGUCUUAUUGUCAGAGGCGAGAGAGGGCUUUGACGAGCAAAUCGUAGUAGAGCUGACAAGUAACACGGCCGAGGAGAUGGAGAGCAACGUGGAAAGAGUUAUAUGUUGGCUGGAUCAGUGGAAGAAAGAUCAGCAAUGA
Verticillium alfalfae VaMs.102 is the source of this 522-nucleotide messenger RNA. Its product is annotated as POS9-activating factor FAP7. The transcript is spliced from 3 exons. Lineage: Eukaryota; Fungi; Ascomycota; Sordariomycetes; Glomerellales; Plectosphaerellaceae. The coding region runs from base 1 to 522 and encodes 173 amino acids. Gene Ontology annotation, cellular component: cytoplasm; nucleus. The record is from RefSeq and is a predicted model, not a curated record. Gene Ontology annotation, molecular function: ATP binding; ATP hydrolysis activity; AMP kinase activity.